Gastrolobium bilobum is the source of this 1149-nucleotide messenger RNA. Its product is annotated as protein S-acyltransferase 11. NCBI's taxonomy places the organism in Eukaryota, Viridiplantae, Streptophyta, Magnoliopsida, Fabales, Fabaceae. The record is from RefSeq and is a predicted model, not a curated record. The transcript has 4 exons. Gene Ontology annotation, molecular function: palmitoyltransferase activity. The coding region runs from base 44 to 1069 and encodes 341 amino acids.
GUCAAAGUUAGCUUCCAUUUUCCCAAACCAAAGCGAUACUGUCAUGGAUUCUUCUUCGCCCAAGGAGCAAUAUGUAACUGAGGUUACCGAUAAUUAUGAGACAACAUGCUGGGGUUGUGGACUGAGCGUUUUGAUUCCAUCAUGUGCAUCUGUCUUCAAAUGUGGCUGGUGUGGGGCCAUUACAGAUCAAAACACACAGAAACGUGACCAGAAGGGCUUCAGGUGGAGGGUACUGCGUGAUCGAUGCUUUGUUUCUGUUGUCAUCAUAUUUAUGCUCUUUGUAAUAUUUGGUGGGGUGUGGGCAAUCUAUCCUGUUCUCUUUUCUAUCAGUCUUCUUUUGGGAAGUUUUCACUCAAUCAUUACAGCAAUCUUGUCCAUAGCUACCAUUUCCUCUUUCAGCCUUGCAGCAUUCAGGUGUGCUGGCACACCACCAAAUAUAUUGUGGGGAAGCUACCCCACUGUAGGAAAAGGCGACCUUGAAAAUUAUACUUUCUGUCAUUACUGCUUGAAGCCAAAGUCACCUAGAGCUCAUCAUUGUCGUUCAUGCAGAAAAUGUAUAUUGGACAUGGAUCAUCACUGCCCAUUCAUUGGGAACUGUGUUGGUGCAGCUAAUCACCGCAACUUCAUUGCCUUCCUGAUUUCAGCAGUGUUGAGCACAAUCUAUGUCUCAAUCAUGUCUGCAUAUGCAGGCUUGCAUAUAUGGCCAACAUUGACAUACUCCAUUAAAGGCUUAAAUGGGAUUACUAGCGUUGAUCUUGCAUGGAGAGUUAUCAAUGAAAUUCUUAUUGCCUUCCUGAGAUCUGCUCUUCUUCUAUCCUCUAGGGGACUUGUUCUUGCUUAUCUAUUCAUUGCCAGUGUUUCAUUGCAGAUAGGAUUGAGCGUUCUUUUAUGGCAGCAACUCUCUUAUAUAUACCAGGGGAAAACUUAUUUGAGUCACUUAACUUCACAAGCUGGUAAUGAAGAAGAAAAGAAAGAUUGCCAAAAUCUUGUUAGAUUUUUUGGUUUUCAAUAUUCUGUAACAAGAUUUUUGCCAACCUUCCGUGUUACUCGGAAGAGACACGUAAAGUGAAAGUCAUGUUUUGUAGUUUUUUACUCACUUUUUGACAUUUUGUAUCAAAGUAUUUUUAUAUCGUUUCAAAUAGGUAGGCA